UUUAAAAGCUUCAUUUAAUGGGCUUAAAUUUUUGUGUCAACGACUCCAAUUGGGUUAGGCCGAGGACGCAGACAUAGAACCUAAUUGACAACUCCUCUAGAGAGAAUAUAAUAGGGACCCGAACCAUAAUGGUUUCCCAAAAUAACCUCUUUUUAUUUGUUUGAUCAACUCUUUCCCUUUUAAUCUUUCUUUCUAUGGCGCAAUUAAUAACAAGUUUGUUGACGAAAACUACCCUUGAAAGAUCAUGGCUUGCACCUCCAGAAAAAGAGUAAAGAAUGAAUGAUUACUUUAAUGUUGGAUCUUUCGUGCUUCUUCAGAUCUCCUCCAUUUAUUUAAGGGCUCUCCCAUAUCUCUCUCACUCAUCUUCCUUUAACUUCAUUUGAAAUCUUUCUUUCCCUAACCAACAAUGUCACUGUCAAUGUCAAUAUCGUCUCCUUCUUUUUGACUUCAAUUUCACAUCUUUUAUCCUUUUUGACCUUCCUAGUUAUAAAUCAUGAGAGUUUUCUAAAGCUCCUGUGAAGAUUUUGAUUAUAGAUUUCUCAAAAUUGUCUCCUUUUACCAUUUUUUUUGUUAGACCCGGCAAUGGAUCCGACUUCAAGAUCCGACCCGCGCCGUCAAUUUUUGGGGGUUUAAGCUUCCGACUUUCUUUAAUCUUUAUCUAUCACGGCGGCGUCGAUGAAACGAUCCGUUAGACCUCUCUUCAGUGCUCUACUCUUCGCCUUCUUCGCCGCCACACUCAUCUGCAGAGUGGCGAUUCGCCGGAGUAGCUUCUCCUUCGCUUCCGCCAUCGCUGAGCUUGGUACCUCCGGACUCAUGACUGAAGAGAUUGUAUUCAACGAGACAUUGCUCGAAUUCGCCGCCAUUGAUCCCGGCGAACCUAAAUUCAAGCAGGAAGUCGAUCUGAUUUCCGAUUACGACCACACUCGGAGAAGCCACCGCCGACAUUUCAGCUCCAUGUCAAGACCAAGCGAACAACCACGCCAUGGGAGCCGAGACAUUGCUUCCUCCAAGUUUCCGGUAAACUCUCAGGUUUAUCGUUACUGGUCAGAGUUCAAAAGAAAUUUACGCCUUUGGGCUCGUAAAAGAGCUUAUGAACCUAAUAUCAUGUUAGAUUUGAUCGGUUUAGUCAAGAAUCCGAUCGAUGUUCACAACGGUGUUGUUUCGAUUUCCAGUGAAAGAUACUUAUCUUGUGCAGUGGUUGGAAAUAGCGGUACAUUGCUGAAUAGUCAAUACGGAGAUCUCAUUGAGAAACAUGAGAUUGUGAUUCGGUUGAACAAUGCGAAAACAGAGAGUUUCGAGAAGAAGGUCGGAUCGAAAACGAAUAUAUCUUUCAUAAAUAGUAACAUUUUGCAUCAGUGUGGGAGAAGGGAGAGUUGUCAUUGUCAUCCCUAUGGCGAAACAGUGCCUAUUGUGUUGUACAUUUGCCAACCGAUUCAUGUUUUGGAUUACACCUUGUGCAAACCGUCUCAUCGAGCUCCUCUGCUUAUCACGGAUCCGAGAUUCGAUGUCCUGUGUGCUAGAAUCGUGAAGUAUUACUCGGUGAAGAAGUUCUUGGAAGAGAAGAAAGCGGAAGGGUUUGUCGAUUGGAGUAAAGAUCAUGAAGGCUCGUUGUUUCACUACUCCUCGGGUAUGCAGGCUGUGAUGCUUGCAGUGGGGAUCUGUGAGAAAGUUAGUGUUUUCGGGUUUGGGAAGUUGAAUUCAACCAAGCACCAUUACCAUACUAAUCAGAAAGCAGAGCUGAGUCUUCAUGACUAUGAAGCAGAGUAUAGAUUGUAUCGCGACCUGGAAAACAAUCCCAGGGCCAUUCCAUUCUUGCCAAAAGAAUUCAAGAUCCCUUUGGUACAAGUUUACCAUUGAAAAUACAUACCAUCAAGAGUUUUGUCAUUGAGUUGUUGUUUCAAGCGAAGAAGCUUGUUGGCAAGAGUUUAUACUCAUUCGUUUUGUCUAAGUCCCAACGAUUUUGCUUGAAGAUUGGGCCAGUGGAGACGCAACACUUUCCAAAUGGUAAGAGUGCUCUUCACAAUUUUUAGAUUUGUGGUGUCACACAUAUUGAAAUGUAUAUGGAAAAUGUAGACGAAAUUCUUAUACACAUCAAUAUAAGUCAAAAUCGUUAA
Messenger RNA from Arabidopsis lyrata subsp. lyrata, 2114 nucleotides. RefSeq names its product beta-1,6-galactosyltransferase GALT29A. Lineage: Eukaryota; Viridiplantae; Streptophyta; Magnoliopsida; Brassicales; Brassicaceae. The transcript has a single exon. The record is from RefSeq and is a predicted model, not a curated record. Bases 676 to 1857 code for a protein of 393 amino acids. Gene Ontology annotation, molecular function: sialyltransferase activity.